CUCAUCACUUUUAUGGGAAUUUCUCAAUUGCUUAAAGUCUGCGACUCCUUGCCCGAUCAGACCACGCCUGCGGUUUUAGCCCCAAACCCACCUGCUAUUUUCCCUGCAAAAUCUGAGAAUUGCAGAUUCCGUAACCCAGUUUCUGACUCUGUUUUCUUUUUCUUUUUCUCUUGCUUCACUUUUCUGGGUUCUUUUAUUUGGUCUUUGAGCGUGUUUGUCUUUGGGGUUUACCUGUUUUAAGUAUGGGUCGUUGGAGAAAACAGCAAGGUGGAGUUCAUCAUAAAGAAACUCCGGGCACAAGAUCACAGAACUGGAAGCCACCCGUGGAUACUUGGCAGUCAUCUGUGCCUCCAUGGGAGAAGAAAUUCUGCACAUUUAUUGGUUCGGUUCCAUGGGGAAAGCUCCUGGAAACCAAGAAGUGUAUGUACCUCUAUGACAAUGUGGUUCAAUGGAAUGACUCUGCUGGUAAAGAGGCAUUUCACAAUGCAAAAUCCAGAUUUUGGGCAGAGAUUAAUGGCCUUCCCUGUGACAUAUCAUUGCCUGACCCAGAUAUGUAUAUCGAAGAAGUAGAUUGGAACUCUAGCAUAGAUCCUAAAUUGCUUUUGGACUUGGAACAGGAACCCAAGGCUCCUUUUGAGGAAGAUGAAGAUGAAGAUGAGAAGGCUGUGGUUCUUGGUGAUUCCCUGCUCUUGAACCAGUCAUUUCCUUGCACUGGAUGGGGAGAAGCUGAAGAGGACUUAAGAGAAGCCACUGACUUAGCUCAGCAUCCCGUAUAUGGGGAUUGUAACCAAGUCGUGGAUAACAACUAUAAUCCUUGGGAACAUAACUACGGUCAGAGUAAGGAGGCCAUGGAAGAUAAUGGAUGGGGAAGUAAUCAGAAUGAUUCAAUGGGAUGGAAUCAGUGGAAAAAUAAGUGUAAUGAGUGGGAAAAAAGUUAUAAUGAGUCAGAUAAUGUGAAUGGCGAAAGAGCCGGUGGAUAUUGGGGAAUGUGGGAUGACAAUAGCAAGAAGAAAGAAGUCUCUGAUCGGUACAUGUCAAGGUAUAAAACUUCAAGGUUUCAUGGAAAUGACUAUCAAAUGGGUCGUGAGUGGAAAAAUGGUAGGGGAAGGAGGAUGAUAAAUUUUGCUUAUGAAUGACUACUCAGAAGAAGAACCAAAAAAAAAAAAAAACUGCCUCUAGGCAAUCAAAGCUGAGCUUUUGCUUACGGAUUCAGCAGAGCUGGAAAUCCAUGGAGUUGGGAGAAGUUAAUUUUGUGAAGCUUUGGAGUAUAUAUAAUAUAAUAUGGAUGUUGAGUUUGUUAUAUUCUUGGUUAUCUGCAUGAAGGAUAGCGUGUAAUAGCGUGAUAUAUUCUCAGCCAAGUCCUCCAUGCUGGGUUUAAGCUGCAUUUUGUAGUCUGUUCGGGAAGAUAUUGCACAUUUUGAACAUGGCCCGUGCCGUUGGGACAUGCAUUAUUACUAUGUUAGUUCGAUCAACUUGGGGUCUUAUAAAUGCGUUGCGGUGUAUGUAAGAAUCCUAUUGCUAGUGUUGAGGAUAAUGUCUUCGAUGGUGAGAAAAUUUUGAAGUUGAUGGAAGUUCUGAAAAUGUUAAGUAAUGAAAAUGUUGAGAAUAUUUGAGAGUGUA
Messenger RNA from Carya illinoinensis, 1620 nucleotides. RefSeq lists its product as uncharacterized. The coding region runs from base 243 to 1136 and encodes 297 amino acids. Lineage: Eukaryota; Viridiplantae; Streptophyta; Magnoliopsida; Fagales; Juglandaceae. The record is from RefSeq and is a predicted model, not a curated record. The transcript has 2 exons.